This is a messenger RNA of Cadophora gregata, 1818 nucleotides long. RefSeq lists its product as uncharacterized. Gene Ontology annotation, biological process: transmembrane transport; carbohydrate transport. Gene Ontology annotation, molecular function: carbohydrate:proton symporter activity. Gene Ontology annotation, cellular component: membrane. NCBI's taxonomy places the organism in Eukaryota, Fungi, Ascomycota, Leotiomycetes, Helotiales, Ploettnerulaceae. The transcript has 3 exons. The record is from RefSeq and is a predicted model, not a curated record. The coding region runs from base 1 to 1818 and encodes 605 amino acids.
AUGUCUCAAGAACAAGGCCCAUCGACUGCUCAUGUUGUGGCUGACGACAAUGUUGCCAACACCACAGCCAAUGAUGCUGUCGCCACUGAUUCAGCAAGUGACGGCGCCAGCACACCAAGUGAGGCAUCCAAGUCUUCACCCUUACCCUCACCCUCACCCCCGAACGAUGCUUCAUGCGCGCCAGCCGCCGGUCUGUCCGCUGCAGCACAGGAUGCGAGUGCCCAGGAACACACCAUGUCCAUCAAGACUUCCUUGAAGGUCUACAGACCUGCGAUAAUCUGUUGCGCCAUCUGGGGCGCUUCGGUAAUCAUGCAGAGCUUCGCCAUUGCCCUCAUUCCAUCCUUCUUCGCUCAAGAUCAAUUCAACCAGAAGUUCGGCUCUCUCAACAGUUUGGGUGUAUACGAGAUUGCUGCAUCUUGGAAAACCCUUCUCACCAUGGGUGCACUAAUUGGUGAGAAUCUCGGUCUUGUGAUAAGUGGGCUUGCCUCGGACAGAUUUGGGUACAAGAUACCCAUGAUCGCCGCUCUCCUUUUCACAUCAGCAACUAUCUUCAUCCCUUUCUUCGCCAACAACGUCAGCAUACUUUUAAUUGGUCAGAUUCUUGGUGGGCACCCCUGGGGAAUGUUCCAAAGCAUGCCAUCGUCCUUUGCUUCGGAUAUCAUGCCUCAGAAUCUUCGACCAUACCUCACCACCUACAUCAAUUUAUGUUGGGUUAUUGGACAGUUGUUUGCUACUGUGGCUGUACGUGCUUGCUUGUCCAUGGACAAUGAGUGGGCAUACAGGAUUCCCAUCGCUAUUCAGUGGAUAUUUCCACCUCUUAUCAUUCUUUAUAUUCUGUUUUCCCCAGAAUCGCCCGUCUGGCUCGUUCGAAAGGGUCGCAAGGAAGAAGCCCGUAGGGCUCUCUUGCGCCUUACCACCCGCGGAAAUGCCCACUUCAACGUCGACAACGUCAUCGACUUCAUAGAGGAGACGGAUGAGAGAGAGAAGAAUAUAUCGGCUGGCACCUCAUAUCUGGACUGCUUCAGGGGAGGUGAUUUGCGUCGAACCAGAAUUACGUGCUUUGCUUGGUUGGUCCAGUGCCUUUGUGGCUCCGUCUUACAGGGAUACUCACCCACUGUCUACCAGGCUUGUGGACUCGAUGGCGUUUGGGCCUUCAAUAUGGCCAUGAUACAGUACGCAAUUGGUAUAUUGGGCACAAUCCUCUCUUGGUGGUUCAUGGCUCUCAGCGGACGUCGCAACCUGUAUCUCUAUGGUUGCAUGGGCCUCUUCGUCCUCCUACUCUCAAUCGGUGCCACGGCUUUUGCGUCGGCAGAUAAUAAGGCAGCCCAAUGGGGAAUGGCCUUCCAGUAUCUCCUCUUCACCUUCGUCUACGGCUGCACCAUUGGGCCUGUCUGCUUCUCCCUCGUCACCGAAAUGUCUUCGCUGCGUCUGAAGACCAAGACAAUUGUUCUGGCCCGCAUCUCCUACAAUAUUUGCAGCAUCGGAGUCAACACUCUUGCCAACUACCAACUGACGUCCCAGCCUAAGGGUUGGGGCUGGGGUGCCAAGAGUGGACUGUUCUGGGCUGCCAUCACCCUAGGAUGCAUCAUCUGGAUCUACUUCGACCUUCCUGAGCCAAGGGGAAGAACUUACUGCGACAUGGAUGUCAUGUUCGAGCAUGGCGUCAGCGCGAGGAAGUUCUCGAAGACAGAUGUAGCUGAGUUGGCUUCGAGGCCAAGGGCGACCGAGAGUGAGCAGACCGCGACUGACGAUCAGGACGCGGCUGCAGACAACAACGGUGUUGAACUUACUGCUAUGGAUGGGAGAUCAAACGCAUAG